This is a messenger RNA of Cynocephalus volans (Philippine flying lemur), 993 nucleotides long. RefSeq names its product amelogenin X-linked (gene AMELX). The record is from RefSeq and is a predicted model, not a curated record. The transcript has 7 exons. NCBI's taxonomy places the organism in Eukaryota, Metazoa, Chordata, Mammalia, Dermoptera, Cynocephalidae. Gene Ontology annotation, biological process: enamel mineralization; multicellular organism development. Gene Ontology annotation, molecular function: structural constituent of tooth enamel. Bases 1 to 993 code for a protein of 330 amino acids.
AUGGGGACCUGGAUUCUGUUUGCCUGUCUUCUGGGAGCAGCUUUCGCUAUGCCCCUACCACCUCAUCCUGGGCACCCUGGUUAUAUCAACUUCAGCUAUGAGAACUCACAUGCUCAGUCUAUCCAUACUGGCAGGACUGCAUUAGUGCUUACCCCUUUGAAGUGGUACCAGAACAUAAUAAGGCCACCGUAUCCUUCCUAUGGUUACGAACCCAUGGGUGGAUGGCUGCACCACCAAGUCAUCCCCGUGCUGUCCCAACAACACCCCCCGACUCACACCCUGCAGCCUCAUCACCACAUCCCAGUGGUGCCAGCUCAGCAGCCUGUGGUCCCCCAGCAACCAAUGAUGCCAAUUCCUGGCCAGCACUCCAUGACUCCAACCCAACACCACCAGCCAAACCUCCCAAUGCCCGCCCAGCAACCCUACCAGCCCCAGCCCGUUCAGCCGCAGCCACACCAGCCCAUGCAGCCCCACCAGCCCAUGCAGCCCCAGCCUCCUGUGCACCCCAUGCAUCCCCUGCCGCCACAGCCACCUCUGCCUCCGCUGUUCCCCAUGCAGCCCCUGCCCCCCAUGCUUCCUGAUCUGCCUCUGGAAGCGUGGCCAGCAACAGACAAGACCAAGCGGGAGGAAGUGGAGCAUAUGACAGUUCGCCAUGCUCUGGCACACAUAGCGAACGUCACUGGCAGGCUGCUCAACGGCUUACGUCACCACAUCGUCCCCGUCCUCGCUGGCAGAGCUGGAAUUAGUCUCAGCACCCAGCCUUCCAUCUCCCCUCCCCAGAGAGUGCCCGUUCCUGCCUCCAUGCACCACAGCAUCAAUUACCAGAACUCUAGUUCCCUCACCAGUGACUGGUUUAGGGCUUCUCCAAACCAAGUAUUAAAAGAUGGUAAUGUUGAUGAUAAUGGCAGUGACAAUAGUGGUGGUGGUGUUGUUGGUCACGGUGAUGAUGGUAAUGAUGAUGAAGAUGUCAAUGGUGAUGGAGAUUUUAGCUAA